Oxyura jamaicensis (ruddy duck) is the source of this 5181-nucleotide messenger RNA. RefSeq names its product nuclear receptor coactivator 7 (gene NCOA7). Gene Ontology annotation, cellular component: nucleus. Bases 137 to 3010 code for a protein of 957 amino acids. Gene Ontology annotation, biological process: response to oxidative stress; regulation of transcription by RNA polymerase II. NCBI's taxonomy places the organism in Eukaryota, Metazoa, Chordata, Aves, Anseriformes, Anatidae. The record is from RefSeq and is a predicted model, not a curated record. The transcript is spliced from 16 exons.
UGGGUGAUGCUUAAAUGCUCGUUGGAGAACCCUUGCAGCCUGUUGUGUAAGCAGGGAACUCCGCCUGGAUAUGAGGUACUGAGGAGAAGAAGAGCAUCACGCCUGGCCGCUCACCUUGCCCAUUUGAGUGCACAUAAUGGAGACCAAGGAAGAGAAGAAGGAACGAAGACAAGGCUAUUUCGCUCGUUUGAAAAAGAAAAGGCAAGCCAAACAAAACGCUGAGACUGUCUCUGCCAAUUCACCUGGAUCUCCUGUUUCCAAAACUCCUGCUGAGAAAGAUGAUGGAAGUAAAGUUAUUUUGGACCAAAUCAGUUCCUCUGAAGACAACUGUAAAUUUUCUGGGGAAAAGGAAACUGCUCCGGACAAAGAAAAGAAAAAGAAAAAAUACAAUCAGCUGAAAGACAUCAGGCGCACAGAACUUAAAAGAUACUAUAGCACGGAUGACAAUCAAAACAAAACCAAUGAAAAGAAAGAGAAGAAGAUGGUUUCUCAGAAACCUGUUGGUACAGUAGAAUAUACUGCUGGAAAUCAGGACACCAUAAACAGCAUAGCAUUAAAAUUUAACAUCACCCCAAACAAGCUUGUGGAACUCAAUAAGCUUUUCACGCAGACAAUUGUUCCAGGCCAGAUUCUCUUUGUGCCAGAAACAAGUGCUGCCAGGCUGUCUUCUUUCAGUCCUGGUGCUCCCGUUUCUCCUUCAUCAUCAGAUGCUGAGUACGAUAAACUCCCUGAUGCUGAUUUGGCAAGAAAGGCCUUCAAACCAGUUGAGAGAGUCCUGUCUUCCACCUCAGAAGAGGAUGAGCCUGUGGUUGUCAAAUUUUUAAAAAUGAAUUGUCGUUACUUCACAGAUGGUAAGGGUGUAGUUGGAGGAGUCAUGAUAGUAACUCCAAAUAACAUCAUGUUUGACCCACAUAAAUCUGAUCCUCUGGUAAUUGAGAAUGGCUGUGAAGAAUAUGGGCUAAUCUGCCCCAUGGAGGAGGUUGUCUCUAUAGCUCUCUACAAUGAUAUCUCUCACAUGAAGAUUAAAGAUGCAUUGCCAUCUGACAUACCAAAGGAUCUUUGUCCUCUGUACAGGCCAGGAGAAUGGGAAGACCUUUCCUCUGAGAAAGAUAUCAAUCCUUUCAGCAAAUUCAAAUCCCUUAGCAAGGAAAAGAGGCAACAGAAUGGGGAUUCAUCCAUUGUGCCAGGUGCCAAACAGAUAAAACCUUCAGAUAAGGAGAAGUCUGCUGAUUUUGAAGUUCUUCAGUCAUCUGAGAGUACAGGUUCAAUCAAAUCAAAGUCACUGGAGUUUGCCAACAAUAUCACUGCCACUGAGCAUUUGGAAAAGUUUGCUUUGGAUCCACAUACCAAGGAGCCUUCUGGAGAAAAAAACGCUUCAGACAUCAGAACCAAAGACAACUCCCUUUUGGGAGGAGGAAGGGAUGAUUUCGUAGAACUGGAUAAGACAUCAUCUCGUGUGGAUAGAGGGUUGGACAGGAAAAUCUCAGUAAUGGAAGGCUUGCUGGCUGACCCCAAGGAGUUGGGGAGAACUAAGCAGCAGGUAACCAAACCCACUACAGAAGUCCAGGAGCGCUUGACUGUUGAUUCCUUGGAAAAAAAGGACAGUGUUGAGCCUAAAGCUGACUUAGACUUAGAGCUGUGUGAAAAGCAAGAUGUUAUUCCAGAAGUAAACAAAUGUGUCAGUUCCCCGACAGGUAAGGUGGAGACUGCAUUGGACACUAAGAAAGAGCUAGAGAAAGAUAAACUUAUUGAAUUUUACCUCAAUAAAGAUGGGAAUGGGUCUCAGUCAUCUGAAGACUUACACAAGGCUGAAAUCCAGAAAGGUGAAAACAAUAAAGCAAUUGGCAUAGACCUUACACUUAGCUGUUCAAAGGCCCAAGCUAAUGAAGUCCAUACAGUUAAAAGUAUGGAGCUUGACUCCUGCUGCGUUGAAAGGAAAACACCUUCAUUAGAAAUCAGCUCAGCAGCAGCAGAGGAAAAGGAUCUGAAAGAGUCUGUGGACUCUUCAUUAGUACCAGCUGUAGACAAGACCUGUCAAGAAACACAGUUAGACAAUCAAUCAGAGAUCAGACUGUGGCUGCUGCAGAAAAUUCAAGUGCCAAUUGAAGAUAUGCUUCCUUCAAAAGAGGAGAAGAGCAAAACUCCUCCAAUGUUUCUGUGCAUUAAAGUAGGCAAACCCAUGAGAAAGUCCUUUGUGUCUCAGAGCACCACCAUGUCUCAACAGUACAGUAAAAAGAUAAAGCAACCAGAGUACUGGUUUGCUGUUCCUCGGGAAAGGGUGGAUCACCUGUACACGUUUUUUGUCCAGUGGUCACCAGAAAUAUAUGGGAAGGAUGCCAAAGAGCAAGGUUUUGUUGUGGUAGAAAAGGAAGAGCUUGAUAUGAUAGACAACUUCUUCAGUGAGCCCACUACUAAAAGCUGGGAGAUCAUUACUGUAGAAGAAGCAAAACGGCGCAAGAGUGUUUGCAGUUACUAUGAAGAAGAAGAAGAUGAUACUUUACCUGUCUUAAAGCAUCACAGUGCACUCCUGGAGAAUAUGCACAUAGAGCAGCUUGCCCAGCGCUUGCCUGCAAGAGUGCAGGGAUAUCCCUGGCGGCUUGCAUAUAGCACACUGGAGCACGGGACUAGCCUGAAGACUCUGUACCGUAAAUCCGCAUCUCUUGACAGUCCAGUUCUCCUUGUCAUCAAGGAUAUGGACAACCAGAUUUUUGGAGCAUAUGCUACACAUCCCUUCAGGUUUAGUGACCACUACUAUGGCACUGGUGAAACAUUCCUCUACACAUUCAGUCCAAAUUUCAAGGUAUUCAAAUGGAGCGGGGAGAAUACCUACUUCAUCAACGGAGACAUGACCUCCCUGGAACUUGGAGGUGGAGGUGGCCGGUUUGGCUUAUGGUUAGAUGCAGAUUUGUAUCAUGGGCGAAGCAACUCCUGCAGCACCUUCAAUAAUGACAUCUUAUCUAAGAAAGAAGAUUUCAUAAUACAGGAUGUAGAAGUAUGGACAUUUGAAUGAAGUACUUACUGACUGCCUUAAGGACUGGAUCCAUUAGGCACUUAAAAAACCAGAAGGUGCGGGCUGCCUCACAACGUUACACGCUUUUUUCUCAAGUUGUACCAGAGCAUGACUACGCAAAAAAUAACCAAGGAAAAACAGAGCUGGUUCUGAGAGGCAGUAGGAGACAGAACAAUAAAAGACCAGAGGCGUUUUUUACUCCCUCCUCCAACAUUCCUCCAUCAGAGAUGUGAUGCUUAUGAUAACGUUCAUGGUGUAUAAAUUGAAAACUUCUCUGUAACUGUGAAAAGAUACUGUGGGAAAACUAAGUGUCUAGUACAUUCCAUGUGUAUUUAUGUUCAGUGUACAAAUGCUAACCAAAAAUAAAAGGUUACUUCACCAAAAUCUACAGCAUACUGUUUGCCAUGGAAAAGAAUCAGGAGUAGGUGUACACAGCACUUAAGGGAACAUGUUUUUAAAGUCUUUUUAUUUAUUGUUAUUGUAUAGCAGGGUUUUUUUGUAAAUUUAUUAGGUAUGUUUUUUCCUUUUUUUUUUUUAAAAAAAAAAGUUUCAAACCUCAAUUUGAUAAAUAAUUUCUAUUCAGGUAGGUUUCUUAGGCAUUGCAUUUAUUCUGAAUCAAUUUAUUUGAUUUCUGGAGUUUAAUUUUUAUAUUUUUAUUUUGUAAAUGAGAUUUGGUUUUCAUUUUACCCUAAUAAGAGGGUUUGUUUUCUGCCAGAAACACUUGAGUGCGUAAUUCUGGUUUUCUCGGAGAUGAGGGAGAAGGUGGUUAGUGCUUCUCAUUAACUCUGCUGCCACGUUCCUGUUAACAGAUCACUGUUUUGGCAGCGUAUGGAGACAUUGGGCAAACUGCCACCUAGUAUAGACUGUAUCAGCUCUGGUGCAGUCAACAGAAUUGGGACAGCAUGCUCUGAGCAUCUGUCCUAGUGCUAUGUGACUGUUUAUGAAGGACGUUUCUAAGAGGAUUGUUUUUCUGUACCACCACCAAAUGAUUCAAAAUAAACCACCCACUGUGCUUUUUUUUUUUUUUUGAGCAUUUCUUUACAAAUUGAAUAACUGCUUUGUUAAGGAGAAAAUGCAAUCUUAAGAUUUAGAAAAGAAUGAUAUUUCCCUAACAGGCCAGGUCAUGUUAGUGUAAUGGUUGUUUUCUUAGUAAUUAAUAUACGACUUCCUUCCUGAAAAAGACUUGAAGCAACGGGCUGGAUUUGACAUGCAAAGAAAUUGUCAUCUUUGUUUUUUCAUGAAAUAAUUGGAUAAUUUUCUUCUUUCUCCUCUCAACACGGAAAAGAUUCCAUGUUUCAAAAUUAGGCUAAACUCUAAAAAGGCCAGUGCUAUUACAGUUUUGGCAAGUAGGGAAGUGUGUCAGAGGACUGGCAAUCUUCAUUGGUUUCUAAGGAAUUCUGCUUUCCAGUUAAGCUAUGCUUUUACUUACACCAUCCAAAGCUGACCAAAACGGGCUUUGUGGCUACACUAGAACACUCUCCUGUCGUUAGUCUUGAAUGUGGGGUUGUCCUGAGAAAGGCAGGUUAUAGAAAUGGUAGCGUGCUUACAUGCAUUAAACAGUACAGCCUAAUUCUAGAAUAUCAUUAAUGAAGUAAUACAACUCAGUUUAGUUACUGCUCCUCCCCUUUUUAAAAAUGUAUUUAAAGAAAAAGAAGCCAGUGGUUUUCUUUCAAGAGCACUAACAAAUCUUAAUUCUGCACAGAAAUUUCACAGCCUACAACCACUGCUAGAUACAGCAAGUCUGUACCACGCCGCACGCACGCUUUUCACAAUUCCCAUCUACAUGGUCUACUGCAGCCGUCAAUCAACUUACUGGUGAUGCUGUAAAAUAUUUUCCACGUUGCUAGUAGCAUAAUGCUUUGAAGAUACCAGAAAUAUCUAAUACUUUGCUUUUUAUGGUGGCAGACCACUUACUAGUUUAAAAAUAAACAGAAACAAAUAAAACCCCACCAACCCAUGCCCAAGUUCAACAUUUUCCGUGCAUUUCACUAUUGUUCCUCCAACGUACGCCAUUAUAUGAUACUUGUCAGAGCAUAUCUAAAUGCUGUGUUCUAUAUUCAAAGCAGUGUUGUUCAAUCGGAAUUCUGUGACCCUUGAAGCUAUGAAUAUUGAAUAUAUGUAAUGCAGUGCUAUCACAAUAUUUUCAAUAAAGGAAUUUAUGCAUUCAGAAA